UGCGUUGUGCAUGUGGCAACAAAGGGUACAUGUGCAUCAAUGAGAAUGUUGUGCCGUUGCCCAGUGUCCGCACACUUCAGCGAAAGAUAGAGCAUGUCAAGUUUAAGCCUGGCAUCCUGACUGAACUUUUUCCAUCACUCAAAGCCAAAGUCUCUACAAUGCUACCUGAGGAACGGAACGCAGCCCUCAUGAUUGAUGAGAUGCAGAUCACCGCAGGCACGGACUAUGAUCCUUCUGUGAAAGGACUCAUCGGAAAGCUAAGCACCAAACUAGGCCCAAAGGCCACCUGCACCGAUGGACGUGCAACACAUGCUAUGGUCUUUAUGCUUGGUGGGAUGUCCUCACGCUGGAAGCAGACUGUGGCAUACCACCUAACAGGGACGUCAUUCUGCAAGCUAGAGAUGAGGAACUUCAUCUUCACCUUGAUCAAGGAGUGCGAGUUCAUCGGAAUUCGGAUUGAUGCAAUCAUCACAGAUAGGGGCCCAGGGAACCAGGCCAUCUGGAGCAUUUGUGGCAUUGGUGCUACGAAGCAUGGCAAGACCUCAGUCUCGUGUGCCCACCCGUGUGCCAAUGGGUCGGACAGACAGCUGUUUUUCAUAGCCGACGCACCGCACGUGCUGAAGAACCUUCGAGGCCAUCUGGUACGCGGACAGCUCAUCUCCAUUCCAGAUGAAAUUGUGGAGAGGAACAAACUCCCAACGUCCGAGGUGUCUCUCAGCUAUGUUCGGGACGUGGCCCAAAGGGACGGGACAAGUGCACUGAAGCUUGCUCCGCACCUCAAGGACAAGCAUCUAGACCCGAACCAUUACGAAAAAAUGAGUGUGUCUUCGGCCCUAGCUGUCCUGAAUCAUAGCACCGGGUCAGCAAUUCGAGUGCUUGUUAAAGAAGGCAAGAUGUCGCCUGCUGCAGUCACCACGGCGUGGUUUCUCGAGACAGUUUAUAAGUGGUUCCGCUUAAUGACCUCUCGUACCAAGAGCCUUGCUAUGAGUGAGCUCAACUCUCGGAAACAUGAUGAUGCCGUAGAGUUCCUGAGCGAGGUGUUGGAUCUCUUCAAGAAGAUGACCAUUCAUCUGCCAGGCAAAAGCCCUUCUUGGAAGCCAGUACAGACAGGCGUCGUGAUUUCGACAACUGCAGCUCUGUCUUUGCAGAACCUGUACUUGACGCAGUACAACUUUAAGUACCUGUUCCUCAGCCGACUGACGCAAGACGCCCUCGAAAACCUUUUCAGCGUGAUAAGGCAAAAGAAUGCAACCCCCCGACCUCUGCAGUUCAAGACUGCCUUGCGCACAAUCACGCUCUCACAGUUCUUCCAGCCCUGUAGGACGGGGAACUAUGAGAUGGACGAUGCUGAAUACCUCGCAGAUUUCAUUUCGAAACGCCAAGCAGAAUCACCAAGCGAGGAGGUGCUGCAACAGGACGGCGCCUCAGCGAUUCAAGACGAGUCCGCAUGGGAGCUUCCUGACGAUGACGACCAGAUGCUCGCCCAGGUGGUCGAUGUCCUCUCCGACAGCCAAGCGGCGAUGGGUGAACUGCAGUCCACUGACAAACAAUCACUGCAUUACCUCUGUGGAUACACGGUGAAGGCAGUUUGUGGCAAGUACAAGCUGUGUGAAACUUGCAGGUCGGCACUGACUGACACAGAAAACAAAGAAAAUGCUUCGCUAACUGAGUUCAAGUCCUACAGAGACACCAGUGAACAAAAUCCACUCUGUAUGGUGUCGUUAGCUGUUUUUGCUAUGCUUGAGAAGUGUGAGGUGAUCUUUCGUUCACAAGAAGCUAGCAUUGUAGACGGAACUGCUAACCUUGCCAAUUUGUCUGCUCAAGCGCUGUGCGAGUUUUCACGUGACCAUCUCCCAACAUGUCAUGGGGUGGCGCAGAAGCUAGUGGAUGCUUUCUUGCUAAUGAGGUUACGCUUUGCUUUGCGGAAAAGCAAUGAACGGUAUGCUGCAAAGCAGAACAACACCAGGUGUGGAAGUCGUAGUAUAGGAAUGCGAGGUUGUGUCAAUGCUGUGCGUUAACAGUCUUAUUCAGGUGGGAUGAAGGAGUAAAGGAAUUUAUUUUUGAUGGUGGCUACAAAGUCUUUCCAGCACCUUGAACUUGUGAUAUUUUUAGAAAGUUGUAAAACUAGUAAAUGUGAAGCUUUAGCUGGUUGUAUGAUUUUUUUUAUUUUUUAUUUUAGCUAAUUCUAAUAUUAAGCAAGUAGUGGAUGUCACUUUCUGGAGGAGUCGCAGAAUUUGUGUUUGGCGCCUUAAGCUAGACUUACAAACUUCUCGGGCAUGUGAUAUUUUGCAAAUGUGUGAUACCAGUAAAGGAGAAGCUUUAACUAGUUGCAUGAUAUUUUUAAUCUUUACUUGUCGUAAUAUUAAGCAAGUACUGGCAUGUCACUUUUUGGAGAAAUUGUUCCCCCAUGUUAACAUAUCUCUUGCCAUGUUUCCUUUUUUUAUACACAGUCAUUUCAUGAUAACAUUUUUCUUUAUCCUUGUGUUAGUCGUUUGGGUUUGUGCAGUAUCUGAUGUGUUAUUGCUGUGCCAGAAAUGUUCAGAACUCACACUGUCAAGUACCUGUUGCCAUAUUUCCUUUUUUUUUAUAUGUGGCCAUGUCAUGAUCACUUUUUUUUUUUAUGCCUGUGUUUGUCAUCGUGGCUUGUGCAAUAUAUGAUGUGUUACUGCUGUUUUAGAAAUGUUCAGAA
This is a messenger RNA of Ixodes scapularis (black-legged tick), 2689 nucleotides long. RefSeq lists its product as uncharacterized. The coding region runs from base 30 to 2018 and encodes 662 amino acids. Lineage: Eukaryota; Metazoa; Arthropoda; Arachnida; Ixodida; Ixodidae. The transcript is spliced from 4 exons. The record is from RefSeq and is a predicted model, not a curated record.